UUCAUUCACUUGCCAAGCUUAAUGUGGCUCAAAACCUAGUGUGUUGCCUACCCAGAGAGCAUCAUUUCCGGGCAUCAUAGAUUACUACAAAAUACCAUGUCUGAAAUCCAUGAUGUCCACAACUGCUACAGCGCGCCAAUGAUGAUUAAAAGUAGUCUGCUGCCUACCUAAAAAGCAUAUCUGGGAAUCAUCUAUGUGUACGCAUAUAGGCUAUUGCACGCGCUCAUGAUACUUAAAAUGUUAGACGCGUCCAUGACGCCCCAUGCAGGCGUAGGCAGACGCGCUCACUUUGCUGUGAGACGCAGCGACUCAUCAUUAUUUACAGUGCAGACGUCUCUAUAAAUACAGCAGCGCGCGGGUCACUCCACAGUCCGCCGCGCGCUCUACGUGUUUGGUCGGUUUAAUUCAGGUUUACGUGACGUUUUCUCAGACAAUGAAGACCACUAUACCACUAAUACUACUGACCACUAAUAUUUAGACUACAAAGACACGUUUAUUCGUACUGGAAUACGUUUUUCUUCUCAGGAAAAAGUAACAAGACUCUUAGGACUAAACAGAUGAUGGGAGUCUGAUAUCGCCUUUCGAUCCUGAAGGACUGUGUCAAAGGAGUGUGUGUGUUUUUUUUUUUUUUUGGUUAAAGAUAUAAGAUGAAGGUUUUCAGAUAUGUGUCUCUAAGCUCAAUGGUGCUCGUCCCAUAGCCUGGAGAUGUUAGCUGUCCAACACUGCAACAAUUCAGCCCUGGAUGUGGAUGAAGGCUUCAGCAAUCAGACCCAGCAGGUGCUUGGAGUGGCACCGGUGCGCUGUAGGGAAAACCUGAACACCACAACCAACCCCAUGGCAGCGGGCCUGUCCAUGACCCUGGGGAUCGUUUCCAACAUCAUAGCGCUGAUCAUCCUGGCUAAAGCGUAUGCUCAUCUGCGGAAGCGCUCGAAAGCCACGUUCCUCCUGUUCGCCAGUUCUCUGGUGGCUACGGACCUUGCCGGUCAUGUUAUUCCAGGUGCUCUGGUUCUGCGGCUCUACAUUUCUGGCACCGCCGGAGGACUUUGUAACCAAUCCGACGCCACCUGCCAUUUCCUGGGCGGCAGCAUGGUGUUCUUCGGCCUGUGCCCGCUGUUUCUCGGAUGCGUCAUGGCGGCAGAGCGGUGCAUGGGCGUGACGCGGCCCCUCCUGCAUGCCCGUAUGGUUUGUACAGCCCACACCAAGAUAGUGCUGGUGAUGAUAUGGCUGUUGGCUUUAUCUGUAGCACUGUUGCCCUUCUUUCACCUGGGCACAUACAUCUACCAGUUCCCAGGGACCUGGUGCUUCAUUAAUGUGUUGGACAAUACCAGCAUCACAGACGUGAUAUUUGUGCUGCUGUUUUCCGGACUGGGACUGGCCGCACUGGCCAUGGCAUUGGUCUGCAACACCAUCAGCGGGGUGACGCUGGUGAUCGCCCGUCUGCGCAAGAAGAAGUGCCACCAAAGAUCAGCUAAAUCACAUGACAUUGAGAUGGUGGCACAGCUGGUGGGCAUUAUGGUCACUUCUUGCAUCUGCUGGUGCCCUCUGCUGAUCUUCGGUCUGAUGUCUGUCAUCCGCUCAUACAGCGGCUCUAUGGGGGAUGAUUUGGAAACCUACAGGACUUUAAUGGUAAUGGGAGUUCGUCUGGCCACCUGGAAUCAGAUUCUGGACCCCUGGGUCUAUAUCCUUCUACGCCGGGCCGUCCUAAAAAAGAUUUACCGCAUAACCACCGGCCGCAGUGACCUUAAAGGGAGUACAUUCCGGCGGUGGGAGAUCAGCUCCUUCCAGAACUCCAUGAAGAGUGUAAUUAAUCGGAACUGAUGGAGGGAUUCCAGAAUAUGCGUUCUACCAUGUGGAAGAGACUGGGAAAAGGGAAAAAAUAGGAUGUUAUUAACCAUCCUAUUUUGCAGCAUUACUGAAGGCAGAUGUAAGUUCCUAUUGCUUGAAUGGUGGAUGAAGCAGCAUCAUACUGGAAGCUGUAAUGCAAGUGAUGCUCUGGAAAUGCAGUGACUUCAAUAGGCAUUAUAAUUGAGCACAGUGGGGUUUUGGAAGUAAAAAUCCCAUUCAUUUUCUCCAUCAAGAAACUGACUUUAGCAACAAUGUAUAAAUGUUUCUAGACAUACCUUCCAUUUUUGACAUUUAAUUGACAAAUUUGGGGUUUUCAUUUGCAAAUUCCUGUUUCCAUGCAACAAAUAUAUGUAUAAAAAAUAUGUAUUUGAAUAACUUUAUAUUCUGGAACCGAGGCUGCUGAAAAAGUUGGCAGUCACUGUUGCACUGUAGAGUGAGUCUGAUAAAUGACAAUGUGAAAUGGAUUGCAAACAUGCCCUCCGCGUGUCACCUCAAUUAUUAUUAUUAUUAUAUUUAAAAAAAUAAUAAAAAUAAAACCCUUAGUUCCCAUGUAAACUACAAGAAAAGGGACUCAGAGGACAAGAGGAGUCACAGGAGCAAAGAAAAUAAAUGUUGUUUCGGUCUGGGAUUUAAUAAGCUAGUUUGCAGUUGUUCAGGAUUAACAUGCACCUUCUCUUUUGGUGAUUCAUUAUAGGAUUCAUUGUAAAAUGAUGCUUAUAGUGAAUUCAUCAAAAUGUCUUUGAACAUGAAGCUUUGUUUGGCUUCAGAGCUAUUGCACAGGAAUCUGUAUAGUCCACAUACAGUAUUACAUACAGUCUAUAAAAGUCAAAUAAUGAAGAAAUAGUGUAAAUAUCACUGCAACCUAAAGGCAGAACUUUUACAUGUGCAUGACAGUUUCAGUGUUCUUGUAUCUGUAUAUUUGUGUCUUGCCCUGUUAUUUGUGAUCUUGAAAAGCUAUGGAAUAUUAUGUUGACCA
Messenger RNA from Sinocyclocheilus anshuiensis, 2821 nucleotides. RefSeq names its product prostaglandin E2 receptor EP1 subtype-like. Gene Ontology annotation, biological process: adenylate cyclase-activating G protein-coupled receptor signaling pathway; inflammatory response; positive regulation of cytosolic calcium ion concentration. Lineage: Eukaryota; Metazoa; Chordata; Actinopteri; Cypriniformes; Cyprinidae. Gene Ontology annotation, cellular component: plasma membrane. Gene Ontology annotation, molecular function: prostaglandin E receptor activity; thromboxane receptor activity. The record is from RefSeq and is a predicted model, not a curated record. The transcript has 3 exons. Bases 706 to 1818 code for a protein of 370 amino acids.